AUGGCAGAUUUUGAUGCAAUUUAUGAAGAAGAAGAAGAAGAAAAUGAACAAAAUUCAGAAGACCACUACGUAACUAUUGUUCCAGAUCCGAUUGUCGUUCGUGGAGCUGGUAAUAUGACUGUGUUUGGAUUAAGUAAUCGCUUUGAGGCAGAAUUUCCCAAUGGAUUAGUAUCAAGAGUAGCUCCAGAAGAGUUUAAAGCUACUGUUAUGAGAGUUAACAGUGUACUAAAAAAAACAUUACCUGUUAACGUUAAAUGGCUAUUUUGUGGCUGCGUAUGUUGUUGCUGUACUUUGGGAUGUUCAUUGUGGCCAGUUAUUUGUCUUAGUAAAAGAACACAACACUCGUUAAAUAAAUUAUUAGAGUGGGAAAAUAGUCGAUUAUAUCACAAGCUUGGAUUACACUGGCGACUAACUAAACAGAGAUGCGAUAGUUCAUCGAUGAUGGAAUACGUUCUUUUGAUUGAAUUUAUACCCAAAAUACCGAUUUAUAAACCAGAUUGA
Cotesia congregata is the source of this 501-nucleotide messenger RNA. Lineage: Eukaryota; Metazoa; Arthropoda; Insecta; Hymenoptera; Braconidae. The record is from the annotation of a GenBank genome assembly.